Panicum virgatum (switchgrass) is the source of this 680-nucleotide messenger RNA. RefSeq names its product protein RESPONSE TO LOW SULFUR 3-like. Lineage: Eukaryota; Viridiplantae; Streptophyta; Magnoliopsida; Poales; Poaceae. Gene Ontology annotation, biological process: cellular oxidant detoxification. The transcript has a single exon. The record is from RefSeq and is a predicted model, not a curated record. The coding region runs from base 76 to 381 and encodes 101 amino acids.
CGCCUUCGCCUCCGUUGCUCAUCGUCAUCGACCAGGUCAUAAGCGCAGCUCAGAAGCGAGGUUUCCAUCUCGGCAAUGGCGCCGUCCGUCUCCACCGGCGCUGCGACGCCGUCCCGUAGGAAGGGCGCGGCUGCGGGCGUGGAGGAGGCCGAGCUCCUGCGGGGGCGGAACGCGGAGCUGGAGCGGGAGGUGGCGGCGCUGCGCGCGGAGCUGGGCGCGGCGCGGCGGCGCGCGGAGACGGCCGAGGAGGCCGAGGAGCGGCUGUGCGUGCAGCUGGGCGAGGCCGAGGCAGAGGCCGUCGAGAUCGCGCGCGCGUACCAGGGCCGCGUCGAGGAGCUCGACAGGGAGCUCGCCGCCGCGCGCGCGGCCAGGUCAUCCUAGCUGGCAGCCGCAGCUGCCACCAAGCGCGUCUCGCGACGCCAUUGAUUGGCUUCUCUUGAAUUCUUUAGCAAACGAGCAGAGCAGAUAGCAGAGGAAGUAGAACGAAAUCAGAUGUAGAGUUGAGUAAAAAAUGUAGAAAUCAAACGGGAUUGGAUUCUACUUCUUCCGAGUGAUGAGCAUCUAUACAAAUGGCACACGAUCAGGUGUUCUCGCGAAGGGGCUUCAUCAAAUCGAGCCAUGUACAGUAUCUUCGAUGUUGCAUUAAAUUCCUUUGGGUUGCGAAUAAUGGAAUUCAUCAA